Messenger RNA from Polyodon spathula (Mississippi paddlefish), 872 nucleotides. RefSeq lists its product as uncharacterized. The transcript has 9 exons. The coding region runs from base 123 to 704 and encodes 193 amino acids. Lineage: Eukaryota; Metazoa; Chordata; Actinopteri; Acipenseriformes; Polyodontidae. The record is from RefSeq and is a predicted model, not a curated record.
UAAAGACAUGUAUACCAAGCUUGACUGUGUCCAGGUGCAGAGCAGAUCAGAUCUCUUGUCUUUUCCCAAACUGCAAGCAGGUUUUUGUGGAGCUAAGAUAGAAAACCUUCAUCUUGUUAAUUAUGGAAAAAAGACGCUUGAGGAAAGAGAUUGAACAUUUAUUGGGGGAAUACAUUGGUGUCAGACUCAGAGAAAACAGAUUUGAUCCGAAGGGUAAAAAGGAUUCAACUUUACUUGAUGACUUGGCACAUUAUGACUUGGCCAUCAAUGUUGCUUUACUUUGGUUGAACAAAGCUGAAGAAAAGGAGUUUACUGACAAUGAAAUACAAGUGAGCAGCUCCAGGGAGUGCAGACACCCCAAUAGGAUGGAGCGAGAGGCGAUGAUCCUCUCCUCCUUUGCUGGGAUUCUCAUGAAUACCUUGCCUGUGGACGAGGUCAUUUCCCUCUACAAGUAUAAACCCUCAACAGCACACUCUGGGCAGCAUGCUAAGAGUCCAAUAGUGCACCCUUUCACCCUUUCCUGCCACCCAUUUGCAAUGCUCACUGCCAUCAAGGCUGUGGAACUUGCCAGGAAGCACAGUAUGAAGCUGAAUUCCUGGAAAUUAGCAAAAAACAAGUGUGAAAGUACUGCUGAUAAUGCUGCAGAUAAUACAGCUGCACCCACUAAUGCUGAAGAAUGCGAUUACCACUAUGAACUACCCUGAAGAUUACCUGGGCUUAUUUAAUUUGUGUUAUGCUGACCUUUGUAAAUAGUUUGGCUUGCUUUACCGUUACACUAAAUUAAAAAUUAUAUUACAUGUUAAUAGUUGGUUGUUAUUUGUUUUUAAGCAUGUUACUGGGAACUAUUCAACUUGUUGCAAUUUCGAAAAGAC